AUGGCAACCAACGCUAACCCGAAGAAGUUGCGUCCAUGGGCGAUUGCUCUGAUGAGCAACAGUGGUGGCUCUCGACUGAAGGGUCGGCCGAGCAAGGCCUCGCUCGUCGCCGUUGACAAUACAAACGGCGAGAUAAACCAUGGGAGCCCAACAGCCUCGAUACUGUCACUUCCUCUGUUCGACGAACCGAAGAUUCUAGAUGACCUGCCCAACAAGAUUGACACGGGUGACUCGGUUCCUUCAAAAGACGAUCAGAUAACGACGCUAUUGGGACAAGCGACGAAAUUGGAGUCGACGCUGAGUGAUAUGAGAGUCGAAGCUAACGAGCAUAGAUCUGAUUUGCGUUCGUCUGAAGAGGCAAAAAGACGUGCGGAGAAGGACCUCGGCGAUUUGCAGACACGAUUGUCUGCGCUUAUCGCCGAAAGAGAGCAGCAUGUUUCUGUUAUAGCAGGUCUUCGUCGAGAGCUCGACGAGAGUAGAAAAAAAGAGGCGACUAAAUCCGCGGAACUGGAGAAAAUCGAAUCCAACAUUGUUGCGCUGCAAGCGGAGUUGGACGAGUGUAAUACGAAUACAAUCAAGCGAGGUUCUCGUGUCAAGAAGCUAGAGGCAUUAUUGGAGGAAGAACGUAGUCACCACAAGAAGGUCAAAUCUGAGGCAGCGAAGGCAGCGGAAGAUACUUACCAGGGUAGGUUUGACAUCCUGCAGGGAGAGCUGGACAGGCUAAUGACAGCGCUCGAGGAUAAAAAAAUCAAGCACGACGCAGAAAUUACUGAGCUGCAAAUUGCGCAUCAACGCAUACUAGACGAUGCAGUGCGGAAGGCCAAGGCCGAGUCAGAAUCAACUCUCCGUGAGCGUCUUCAAAAGCUCACUAAACGCCAAGACGAAGGAUUGAGAAUGCAGUCGACACAGAGGGGCGGGGAAGUAAACGACAAAGCUCAUAAGGCUCCCCGGGGAGCGGAUGCCGAACGUGCAAGGGAAGUACCCAAUCUGAGGGGCACUCGUCAGCAGGCGAACCACGCUACUCAGGGACCCUCAUCGCCAAGUGCAGUAUCUACGACGCAACAAAUGGAGCCUGUCAAAAACGCCUCGAGAUCCACGACUCAGCAAAAUGGGGGUUCUUCGCAUGCAACGCAGCAGCAAAGCGGUCCAGGACAUGGAAGACAAUCCGCUACCUCACCAGUGCCCAAUGUGACAUCGCAGGAUAGGCACACAGAACAAGAUACGGGGAGCGCCUCGCGACUAGCUUCAUCGUCCAAACGACAGACAGAGAACAUAGCGCAGCACCCGUCAACGCAGAAAUCGCCGGUGAUACCUGAAGUACAGAAGGCUGCCCCUGGAUCUCCCACGCCGCAGGGUAAGCUGAAGCCAGCAUCGAAUCCCAGUAAAGGGGAAGAACAAGUGCAGUCUGUAAGCAAGGGCUCCAGCCCGGCGCAACACGCAGGAACCACUGCGGGGAAAGGAGAAACGAAGAAGCAGGACGAAGGGAAGCGGCGGGGGGAGGCAAUAGCGUGGGCCAUUACAGGAAUAGCAUUUCUUGCAGCAUCGCCUGCAGGUGGAGUCCUGGCAGCUGCAGCGGGUGUUCUCAGUGUCGGAAACGCUAUCAGGCGGUGGCGGAGGAAGUAA
Fibroporia radiculosa is the source of this 1623-nucleotide messenger RNA. RefSeq lists its product as uncharacterized. The coding region runs from base 1 to 1623 and encodes 540 amino acids. The transcript has 7 exons. Lineage: Eukaryota; Fungi; Basidiomycota; Agaricomycetes; Polyporales; Fibroporiaceae. The record is from RefSeq and is a predicted model, not a curated record.